Messenger RNA from Electrophorus electricus (electric eel), 1348 nucleotides. Its product is annotated as matrix remodeling-associated protein 8-like. Gene Ontology annotation, biological process: positive regulation of T cell proliferation; T cell costimulation; cellular response to lipopolysaccharide. Gene Ontology annotation, cellular component: external side of plasma membrane. The record is from RefSeq and is a predicted model, not a curated record. Lineage: Eukaryota; Metazoa; Chordata; Actinopteri; Gymnotiformes; Gymnotidae.
CCCAUGCAGGCUAAGCGCUUGGCGCACAGCGGUUCCACGCCAAAGCUACAAUAUGAGGAUCGUUUUGAGUCUCUGCCUAAUCGUUUACCUGUCGAAGUUCGUGUGCUCAUCUUUCACUGUCGUGGAAGCUAUUGUGGGCAAACCGGCAGUUCUUCCAUGUGCCAUCGUCUGCCAUGGCGAUAAUAACUGGAGCAGGUUCAUUCCUGACACAACCACAGUUGCUCGCUGCGUCAGCGGGACGUGCAGGAUCGGCGCUGAUUUUAAGGAAAGAUUUACAUUCACGGGAAACGCCACACGAGGGAACAUCUCCCUUCUGAUCAGUCCGGCUGUCUAUAAUGACAUCGGAUCCUACACCUGCAGCUGUGGAGGAAAAACAGCUGAUGUAAAGCUCCAUGUUUUUGUUCCUACUGUAGUGGUGGCGAGAGAGCUGGAGAACAUCACUCUCCCCUGCUAUGGCGACACUCGAAGGGAUGCCAGGGACGCACAGUGGCAGAAAGACGGACAACGUGUUCUGCACUACGACAGUAAAACUGGCACUGUGACCCAUGGCAGAGGCUACGAAGAAAGAUGUAUGCUGUCAAAAGGUUUUGCAGAUGGUGACCUGUCCCUCCACAUCGGAUCGGUUUCCGAAUCAGAUGAGGGAAUUUAUCGGUGUACCAUUCAUGAUGAAUCCCGGGAAGGAGAACCGCGUGCAGUCCUGCUGAAAGUGGAAAACAACAAAACAGAUGGAAGUCUCAGUUUUGGAACUGGAGUGUCUAUAGGAGUGGUUAUAACAGCUUUCACAGCCGUAUCCAUGGUCCUUGCCGUUUACCUUUGGAGAAGGUACAAAAGAUGUCAGCCAUUCCAGCAUCUGAUAAAGUUCCUCCUCAGGAGCUGACGAGCAUUUCUGCAGAAACUGAACCCCUCAAGAUUUCAACUCGGCCAUUCCUGGACUAGUCAUCUCAGGGUUUUUUGGAGCACCAUUAACAGUCCAGUAUCCUGCACCAACAACUUUGUAGCUUCAUGCCAGACCAGAAACAGUGAAUGUAAAGGCUAAGCUCAGCUGAGUAGACACUUUAGCAUCCAUCUUAGUGUUUACAUAUGUACAAUGAAAACACUUAACCUACUGGUUGCAGAUCUAUACACUAAGCCCUAAGAGCAGUUUAAGAGCUACCCCAUUUGUACUUUUACCUUGCCUGUUUCACUUUUUUUUAAUGGACAAAACUAUGCAUUUAUUCCUUCCCUUCACAGGUUUUUUUUAAAUUCUACUUUAAACUUGUCAUUUUAUUCUGUAACUGAAGUGAUCAUGUCUAGUUUAUGAACAUUUGUCAUGUACUUUGCUUAUGAUAUCAGGACAAAGCUUUUUGUG